Molecule: messenger RNA, 5325 nt
Organism: Rhododendron vialii
Lineage: Eukaryota; Viridiplantae; Streptophyta; Magnoliopsida; Ericales; Ericaceae
Product: myosin-17-like
Exons: 39
Coding region: 248-4840 (1530 amino acids)
Biological process (GO): vesicle transport along actin filament; actin filament organization
Cellular component (GO): myosin complex; vesicle; cytoplasm
Molecular function (GO): actin filament binding; ATP binding; microfilament motor activity
Source: RefSeq, a predicted model, not a curated record
GAGAGAGAAAACUGACGCAAAUCUAGCUUUUUGAAUACAAAACCCGACACCUCAAUUCUAGAGAGAGAAACGUCUCAGCACACCCCUCACCCUUCCUCUGCUUCUCGUCAUCGUCGUCCUGUCUGAAUUUCCGAGGGUGUGAGCCCGUACUCGCUCCGAUCUGACUCGCUGAGUCUCGCUCCCCGUCGUCUCUUUCGCGGUUCUUGAUGAGUUGAGGUGGAGGAGAUUCGAAAUUCAAAAUUCGUCAAUGGAGGCAUCCGUCAACAUAAUUGUAGGAUCACACGUAUGGGUGGAGGAUCCAGUAUUAGCAUGGAUUGAUGGUAAGGUUAUUAGGAUCAAUGGUCAAGAGGUCCAUGUUCGGACAGCAACUGGUAAAAUGGUUGUUAAAGAAAUUGCAAAGGUGUUUCCAAAAGACACAGAAGCUCCUCCGGGCGGUGUGGAUGACAUGACAAAGCUUUCAUAUUUGCACGAACCCGGGGUUCUGCAAAAUUUGGCUACAAGAUACGAGCUCAAUGAAAUUUAUACAUAUACUGGAAAUAUCUUGAUUGCAAUAAACCCGUUCCAAAGAUUACCUCAUCUAUAUGAUACUCACAUGAUGGAACAAUAUAGAGGAGCAGCGUUGGGGGAGCUCAGUCCUCAUGUUUUUGCAGUUGCAGAUGUUGCAUACAGGGCAAUGAUUAAUGAGGGAAAGAGCAACUCUAUUUUAGUUAGCGGAGAAAGUGGUGCGGGUAAGACAGAGACAACAAAGAUGCUUAUGAGAUAUCUUGCAUAUCUGGGCGGUCGGUCUGGAGUUGAAGGGAGGACGGUAGAACAACAAGUUUUGGAAUCCAAUCCAGUUCUGGAAGCAUUUGGCAAUGCCAAAACAGUUAGGAACAACAACUCAAGUCGUUUUGGUAAAUUCGUUGAGAUACAAUUUGACAAAAGUCGGAGGAUUUCUGGGGCAGCUAUACGAACUUACCUGCUCGAGAGGUCUCGUGUUUGCCAGAUUUCAGAUCCUGAAAGGAACUAUCACUGCUUUUAUCUUCUUUGUUCAGCACCACCUGAGGUACGAGAGAAGUAUAAGUUGGGAGAUCCUAAAUCGUUUCAUUACUUAAACCAGUCCAACUGCUAUGAACUUGAUGGGGUAGAUGAUUCCCAUGAAUAUCUUGCAACCAGAAGAGCUAUGGAUAUAGUUGGAAUAAGUGAGGAAGAGCAGGAGGCAAUAUUUAGAGUUGUGGCUGCAAUCCUUCAUCUUGGUAAUAUCGCAUUUGCAAAGGGAAAGGAGAUAGACUCUUCUGUCAUCAAGGAUGAAAAGUCUAGGUUUCAUCUUAGUAUGACAGCUGAACUCCUUAUGUGUGAUGCCAAGAGCUUGGAGGAUGCACUGAUCCAGCGUGUUAUGGUCACCCCUGAGGAAGUUAUUACAAGAACUCUUGAUCCCGACUCUGCUCUUGGUAGCAGGGAUGCUUUAGCUAAAACCACAUAUUCUCGCUUAUUUGACUGGAUUGUGGAGAAAAUAAACAUUUCAAUUGGGCAGGAUCCAAACUCAAAAUCAAUAAUUGGGGUUCUUGACAUAUACGGGUUUGAAAGUUUCAAGCACAAUAGCUUUGAGCAGUUCUGUAUCAAUUUUACAAAUGAGAAGCUGCAACAACAUUUCAACCAGCAUGUUUUCAAGAUGGAACAGGAAGAGUAUACAAAAGAAGAAAUAAACUGGAGCUACAUAGAGUUUGUUGAUAACCAAGAUGUCCUGGAUCUUAUUGAGAAGAAACCUGGAGGAAUCAUAGCACUUCUCGAUGAAGCCUGCAUGUUUCCUAAGUCUACUCAUGAAACAUUUGCUCAGAAGAUGUACCAAAUAUUUGCAAAAAACAAGCGUUUCACUAAACCUAAGCUUUCUCGAACUAGUUUUGCCAUAUCGCAUUAUGCAGGAGAGGUUACUUAUCAGGCUGAUCUGUUUCUGGAAAAAAACAAAGAUUAUGUGGUGGCAGAACAUCAGGAUCUGUUAACUGCAUCCAAGUGCCCCUUUGUGGCUGGAUUGUUCCCUCGACUUCCAGAGGAAUCAUCAAAGUCUUCCAAAUUUUCCUCCAUCGGCUCAGGCUUUAAGCUACAACUCCAUUCAUUAAUGGAGAUCUUAAGUUCAACGGAACCUCACUAUAUCAGAUGUGUGAAGCCAAACAAUGUACUCAAGCCUGCUAUUUUAGAGAACCUCAACAUAAUCCAGCAGUUACGUUGUGGUGGUGUUCUUGAGGCAAUCAGGAUUAGCUGUGCAGGAUACCCCACUAGACGAUCCUUCUAUGAAUUUCUUGUCCGUUUUGGUGUUCUUGCUCCAGAAGUUUUGGAUGGAAACUAUGAUGACAAAGUCGCAUGUGUGAUGAUUCUGGAUAAGAUGGGGUUGAAAGGAUAUGAGAUAGGCAAGACAAAGGUCUUCCUGCGAGCCGGGCAGAUGGCUGAGCUGGAUGCGAAAAGAGCAGAGGUUCUGGGAAAUGCUGCUAAAAAGAUCCAAAGGCAAAUUCGUACAUACAUUGCUCACAAGGAGUUCAUUUUGUUACGCAAAGCUGCUAUCCAGCUGCAAUCAUGUUGGAGAGGUAUGCUGGCGUGCAAGCUCUAUGAGCAAUUGCGACAGGAAGCAGCAGCUCUGAAGAUCCAGAAGCAUUUCCGACGUUAUGUUGCCCGGAAAUCCUACAUAACAGUGCGAUCCUCUGCAAUCACAUUGCAGACAGGCUUAAGGGCAAUGAGUGCUUCCACUGAAUUCAGAUUCAGAAAGCAAACUAAGGCUGCAAUCACUAUCCAGGCUCAUUUGCGUCGUCACAGAGCAUACUCUUAUUAUAGAAGCAUUCAAAAGGCUGUAAUUGUUUCUCAAUGUGGUUGGAGGCGAAGAGUUGCUCGGAAAGAGCUCAGGAUGCUCAAAAUGGCUGCAAGAGAAACAGGGGCCCUCAAAGAAGCAAAAGACAAGCUAGAAAAGCGUGUGGAGGAACUUACGUGGCGGUUGCAGCUCGAGAAGCGAUUAAGGACUGAUCUGGAAGAGGCAAAGGCCCAAGAAAUUGCCAAGUUACAGGUUGCUUUGCAUGCAAUGCAAAUACAAGUAGAAGAGGCAAAUGCCAGAGUUAUCAAGGAACAAGAGGCGGCACGCAAAGCUAUUAAAGAAGCACCUCCUGUAGUUAAGGAGACCCCAAUCAUAGUUCAAGACACAGCAAAGAUUGAUUCUUUAACAGCUGAAGUAGAGAGUUUGAAGGCUUUGCUGUUGUCGGGGGGACAGGCUGCUGAAGAAGCUAGGAAGGCUUGUACAUAUGCUGAGGUCAGAAACACAGAGCUGGUUAAUAAACUUGAAGAUGCGGAGCGAAAAGUGGACCAGCUUCAAAAUUCUGCACAGAGGCUUGAGGAGAAACUUACCAACAUGGAAUCAGAGAAUCAAGUACUUCGUCAGCAAGCAUUGACCAUCUCACCCAAUGGGAAUAGUUUAUCUGCACGGCCAAGGACAACAAUUAUUCAGAGAACUCCCCAGAAUGGCAAUGUUCCCAAUGGAGAGACAAAGAUUUUAUCGGACAUGACGCUUGCAGUAUCAAAUCCUCGGGAGCCUGUAUUUGAGGAAACGCCGCAGAAGUUUCUUAAUGAGAAGCAGCAAGAGAACCAGGACCUGCUAAUCAAGUGUGUUACCCAAGACUUGGGAUUUUCUCGGGGCAAGCCUGUUGCGGCUUGUCUCAUUUACAAAUGCCUCCUUCAGUGGAGGUCAUUUGAAGUUGAAAGAACUACUGUAUUCGACCGUAUAAUUCAAACAAUAGCUUCAGCGAUAGAGGUGCAAGAUAGUAACGAUGUACUAGCCUACUGGUUGUCUAAUACAUCCACUUUGUUAUUGCUGCUCCAACACACGCUCAAAGCAAGUGGAGCAGCUAGCUUGACUCCCCAGCGGCGAAGAACAACUUCAGCUUCUCUUUUUGGGAGGAUGUCUCAAGGAUUAAGAGCAUCUCCACAAAGUGCUGGGCUCUCAUUUCUUAAUGGUCGAAUGCUUGGUAAACUGGACGACUUGCGGCAAGUUGAGGCCAAGUAUCCAGCUUUGCUGUUUAAACAGCAGCUUACUGCCUUCUUAGAGAAAAUAUAUGGAAUGAUAAGAGACAAUCUAAAGAAAGAGAUUUCCCCGUUACUUGGUUUUUGUAUCCAGGCACCUAGAACAUCUCGAGCGAGUUUAGUGAAGGGACGUGCUCAAGCUCAUGCUGUCGCUCAACAAGCUCUGAUUGCUCAUUGGCAAAGCAUUGUCAAAACCCUAAACAACUACUUGAAUAUGAUGAAAGCAAACUACGUUCCCCCCUUUUUAGUACGCAAAGUGUGUACUCAGAUAUUCACGUUUAUCAAUGUUCAGUUGUUUAACAGUCUUCUUUUGCGUCGCGAAUGUUGCUCAUUCAGUAAUGGGGAGUUUGUAAAAGCGGGAUUAGCUGAAUUGGAGCAGUGGUGUCAGGAUUCAACAGAAGAGUAUUCAGGCUCAGCUUGGGACGAACUGAAGCAUAUUAGACAGGCAGUAGGGUUCCUGGUUAUACAUCAAAAGCCCAAAAAGACCUUGAAGGAAAUAACCAAUGAACUUUGCCCCGUCCUCAGCAUACAACAAUUAUACCGUGUAAGUACGAUGUACUGGGAUGACAAGUAUGGCACACACAGCGUGUCUUCAGAGGUUAUUGCAAGUAUGAGAGUAAUGAUGACAGAGGACUCGAACAAUGCUGUAAGCAGUUCGUUUUUGUUGGACGAUGAUUCGAGCAUUCCUUUCUCUGUUGACGACAUCUCCAAUUCAACACAACAAGUAGAGAUGGUGGAAAUCGAUCCUCCGCCAUUGAUUCGUGACAACUCAGGGUUUGCAUUUUUGCAUCAACGCCCAGAUUGAAGAAAACAUGGUGUCUGACACUUGAAUCCCCAUCACCCUUAAACACUUUGGCACAUUCUUUCACCGGAACCUUCUGUACCAUAUGUUUUCCUUUUGCCCGGGCAAGGGACCUAUAUUUUUUAGUCCAUGCCCAUUUUUUUUCAAUUUUUUUUUUUUUUUUUGCCGUUUAUCCUCCUCGCUUUUCCACUUGGGAUAAAUUCUUUAGGAAGCUGUGUUUUUCAUUAGCAUGACCAUAUGCAGGUACAGGAACAUAGGAACAUGCAGUUGGUUUCUCGUAACUUGUCUCUUCAUUAAGGAGCUUCUUUUACAUUGCGUAGUCGGGUUUUCAUCUCAUUAGAGCUUUAGUUGGUCUUAUUAAUGGCAGCACCUGCAAAUUUUAGGUCAGUAUUUGUCGUAAUGUGUAAGCAAAAGUUAUCCAUUGAUGUAAUAUUUCCAAUACGAUGCACCCAGCUAUUCUCUAAUUGUUAUCGCAGCAUUGUAAAUCA